AUGACGACUCGUUGGAUCAUUUUUGUUUUAGUCGCUGUGGGACUAGCAACACAUUUUACAACAACAAGUACAACAAAAACUGCAAUAAUAACGACUGAAUGUGAGGGUUUGGGGUGUAAAAGUUGUUCCAUUGAGUAUGACUACGACACAUACCCACCAACAAAGUAUGAGUCUUGUGUUAUUUGUAAUAACGGGUUUUAUCAAGUUUCAGAUAGUAAAGGGGUACUCUCUUGCAAAUCAUGUGGAACUGGAUGUGGCACAUGUUCCAGUGCGAGUGCUUGUUCAGUGUGUUCGAGUGGCUACAUGCUCAACUUAGAAAAAACAUGUACUAAUUGUUCAGUGUAUGACACAAAUUGUAUCUCAUGUGACUCAUCAAGAUGCCUUGGUUGUAGCACAGGGUUAUCUUUACUUAAUGGCAUGUGUACAAGUUGUUCUGGAAUAUUUAAUUCUUGUAAAAGUUGUACAACAACGAGUUGUACAGAAUGUUUGAGCAGUUAUGUCCUUCGUGAUGGUGUUUGUAUCCUCAAGACGGUAUUUGCUCCUAAUAAUUCAUGUGUUGAAUGGAACGCCACAGAUUGUACACAGACAGCCGAUGGAUACUCUGUUGAUGAAAAUGGAAAUAUAUUCAGUUGUUUGGAUAUUUGGUAUGGGUGUGGGUCCUGUACUAAGGAAAAGUGUUUGACAUGUAGAAACGAUUUAGAAAUGACCGCGUCUGGAUUAUGUCCAGCAUGUUCUGAACCAAAUUGUGUCUGUAAUACUGAACGUGGUGUGUGUAAUUCUUGUAGUAAUACAAACUAUCGUUUAGACCAAGACUUUACUAAUGCAUCUCCAACACUUUUUUAUUGUUUAUCAUGCGUCAAAGAAUACAAUUGCACAGGGUGUUCAACAGGUAGUUGUUCUGCAAAUAGUUGUCUGAGUGGGUAUUUUCGUUCAUAUGCACAAACCCAAAACAAAUGUCUUGCAUGUGAAGAUGCAAUUGUCGGAUGUUCUGUGUGUAAAACUGGCACUCCAAUAACAUGUACAACAUGUAAACCCGGUUACUUCAAAAAUGGCACGAAUUGUGUUCAAUGUUUAAAUUGUGGAAACUUGGGGUGUGACACAAAUGGGAAAUGUGUCGAUUGUGAAGAUUACUACAUCAAAAAUUAUGAUGGAAAUUGUUUGCUUAAUUCAUUAAAUAAUUGUCAAACGUCUGUAUACUCCCGAUGCACCAAAUGUGUUUCAGGAUAUCAUCUGAUUGGUGGGUGGUGUUUCAAAGAAACUUCAAUGAAUUUAGGAACCGAUACAGGCAAAGGAGUAUAUGUUGAGGAACAGAGUUCAUGCACCGGUGACUUAAAACUUGAAAAUGUCUGUGUUUCAUGUCAACAAUAUGUUGACAAAUGCACUCAGUGUAUUUAUAACACAUCACUUCAAAUUGAUGUCUGUGUCGC
Entamoeba invadens IP1 is the source of this 1427-nucleotide messenger RNA. RefSeq lists its product as hypothetical. The annotation marks the transcript as partial. The record is from RefSeq and is a predicted model, not a curated record. NCBI's taxonomy places the organism in Eukaryota, Evosea, Mastigamoebida, Endamoebidae. The transcript has 6 exons.